Molecule: messenger RNA, 429 nt
Organism: Rhinocladiella mackenziei CBS 650.93
Lineage: Eukaryota; Fungi; Ascomycota; Eurotiomycetes; Chaetothyriales; Herpotrichiellaceae
Exons: 1
Coding region: 1-429 (142 amino acids)
Biological process (GO): endoplasmic reticulum to Golgi vesicle-mediated transport
Cellular component (GO): nucleus; TRAPP complex; cytoplasm
Source: RefSeq, a predicted model, not a curated record
AUGACGUUCCUCCUCAACUCCUGCCUAGACAUAUUCGACAUCCGCUCACAGACCAAAACUGUCGACCAAGACCUAGGUCUUCUACAAGCCAUUGACGAACGACUCGCUGCGUAUGGCUGGCUCACGAACACGGGGAUAAAAUUUAUUAUUGUAGUAGAUAUGAUGGGCCGCCCACCAGCUCCGGACGAAGACAAGAAAUGGUUUCCGCCCGUUGUAGGAUUGAGAGAUGCUGACUUGAAACCGGCUUUCCGCGCCGUUCAGACGGCAUAUAUCCAGCUCAUGCUGAAUCCGUUCUACGCACCUGACGACCGAACGCCUCUCCAAAUCGCCAAUUGCGGAGGCAAGAGCCCCGAGAUCACAAGCAAGAGAUUCAUUAAUGAGCUGCAAAGAAUAGGGAAAGCAUGGACACCAGGAAUCGCCAGCAUAUGA